AUGCUUUGGUUUUUGUUACUAAUUUCAAUAAUAUCAGGAAGCUAUGCUCAAUUUGAAAAUUAUGAGCAAAACUAUGGGUACGUUACUGUCCGACCAGGCGCUCAUAUGUUCUACUGGCUGUUCCAUACGACAGCCAAUGUAGCAAACUACACUGAACGACCUCUCAUUGUGUGGCUUCAAGGUGGGCCAGGAGGUUCAUCUACUGGUAUUGGAAAUUUCGAUAUAUUAGGACCUCUUGACCUAUCUCUUCAAGAAAGAAAUUAUACUUGGGUAAAAAACUUUAAUGUUCUUUUUGUUGAUAAUCCGGUUGGCACGGGUUUCAGUUACGUAGAUGAUCUACAAUAUUUAACAACGACCAAUGAUGAAAUCGCGUUAGAUUUCGUCGAAUUAAUGCGAGGAUUUUAUCGAGAUAAUCCAGAAUUUGAAGGAGUUCCACUUUAUAUUUACGGACAGUCGUACGGUGGCAAAAUGGCGAUUGACAUGGGUAUACGAAUACGUGAGGCGGAAUCAGCGAAUACAAUCAAUUCAAAUUUAAGAGGUAUUGCUAUGGGUAAUGCUUGGAUAUCACCAAUUGACGCCACCUUAACUUGGGGACCUCAACUGCUAGCUGCUGGGCUCGUGGACCAAGCUGGAUUCGAAGAGAUACAAAGACAUGCAAGAGAGGCAGAACGUUUGUUUAAUAUUGGACAAUUUGUUGCUUCUACGAAUCAAUGGGCUGCAACUCAGCAAGCUGUAUUUAGAAGUACAACACGAGUUGACUUUUAUAAUAUACUGACUAAAAUGCCGGCAUUCCAGCCGGAUACGUUUCAAGACGCUUACAGUUUUGCAAGAGAUAUAAUGGUGCGUGACGGAUUGCAAACUACUAUUGAUAGUAUUGCCUCUGAAAGGCAACAGUUGACUCUUGAUCAGCUCAUGAACACCAUAGUUAAGCAGUGGUUGGGAAUACCUGAACAUGUUGUCUGGAGUUCCUCAUCUAGUCCAGUGUUCAACACCUUAAGAGGAGACUUUAUGAAGCCUGUUACAGAAAGCAUUGAAAAACUUCUUAAUGAGACAGAUAUUAUUCUUAGUAAAUACAAUGGAAACCUCGACCUAAUCUGUAACACUCCAGGUCAAUUGUUAUGGGUUGAUCGACUUCAAUGGCCAGGAGCAGAAGGAUACAAAAACGCACCCCGGAUGCCUAUUUGGGAAAAUAAUCGUCUCGAAGGCUAUUACAAAUCCUAUGGAAAUUUCAGAUUUUUCUGGAUAAACGAAGCUGGUCAUAGCGCUCCGAGAGACAACCCUGCAGGACUCCUUGAAGUCCUUCGUGACAUGACGUCUUUCCCUUAACGUAUUUGUGGAAUUGUUCUAAUCUCAAGUUAUUUUUUGGAUAAUAAAGCAUGUAACCCAUG
Messenger RNA from Melitaea cinxia (Glanville fritillary), 1388 nucleotides. Its product is annotated as retinoid-inducible serine carboxypeptidase-like. Gene Ontology annotation, molecular function: serine-type carboxypeptidase activity. The transcript has 9 exons. The record is from RefSeq and is a predicted model, not a curated record. The coding region runs from base 1 to 1326 and encodes 441 amino acids. NCBI's taxonomy places the organism in Eukaryota, Metazoa, Arthropoda, Insecta, Lepidoptera, Nymphalidae. Gene Ontology annotation, biological process: proteolysis.